UGGGGUGCCCCGCAGUGGGGAGAGCCUUCCCCAGCCGGGACAGCAGGUGUGUGCUGGCUUCCUGCCUGUGGGGUGGACCAGGCUGACUGCCCCACCAGGUCAGGCCAAUCAGAAACUUGCUUGAAGUCCCGCCCAGAAGGGACAGGCUGGGUAGGAGCCCGGCCUUGUCCCCCGCCACGCUGGCUCUGAGCUGGCCUCACCUGGCACCGGCCUCCACCUGCGGACGCCUGGCACAGGUCCUGUGGGGCACCAUGGACGCCCGAGGAAGACCAAAGUGCCCCCCGCUGCUGCAGCCCAGCGUCUUUGUGCUGAUCCUGCUCCUGGUCCUGUUUGGCUAUGGGUUCCUGAGUUCCAGAAGCCAGCUACCAGCGGAUGUGGGAGCCGAGCCUUGCGUGGCUCUUGGGGACCCCGGCGGCCAGCCCGUGGUGGCCUUGUCCAGGAUGUUGUACCCACAACCAAAAGCGUUGGCUCCCACGAGGGCUGAUGUCCUUGUCCUCACCCCCUGGCUGGCGCCCGUCAUCUGGGAGGGGACCUUCAACAUCGAGCUUCUCAACGCGCAGUUCCAGCAGCAGAACCUGACUGUGGGGCUGACCGUGUUUGCCGUCAAGAAAUAUGUGGUCUUCCUGAAGCUGUUCCUGGAGACGGCAGAGCAGCACUUCAUGGUGGGCCACCGUGUCACCUACUACGUCCUCACCGACCGGCCAGCCGACGUGCCCGACGUGCCGCUUGGGGCUGGCCGGCGCCUGGUGGUGCUGGAGGUGUCGAGCCACGCACGCUGGCAGGACGUGUCCAUGCACCGCAUGGAGGCCAUCGGCCGCUUCUCAGAGCAGCGCUUCCGCCACGAGGUGGACUACCUGGUGUGUGCCGACGUGGACAUGCAGUUCAGGGACCACGUGGGCGUGGAGAUCCUGACCCCGCUCUUCGGCACCCUGCACCCCAGCUUCUACAGAGCGAGCCGCGACGCCUUCACCUACGAGCGGCGGCCGCAGUCCCAGGCCUACAUUCCCCGCGGCCAGGGCGACUUCUACUAUAUGGGAGCCUUGUUCGGGGGCUCGGUGGCCGAGGUGCAAAGGCUGGCCAGCGCCUGCCACCAGGCCAUGCUGCUGGACAAGGCCAGUGGCAUCGAGGCCGUGUGGCAUGACGAGAGCCACCUGAACAAGUACCUGCUCUACCACAAGCCCACCAAGGUGCUGUCCCCCGAGUACCUGUGGGACGAGCGGCUGCUGGGCUGGCCGCCAGUCAUGAAGAAGCUGCGGUUUGUGGCUGUGCCCAAGAAUCACCAGGCCAUCCGGAACCCGUGACACCUGCCCACUGCCCUGGCUGUGCUGUGUGGUUGAGGGUCCCGGGAGCAAGGCUACAGGGAGAGGCUGACACUCAGGUGCCCAGCUCCAGCUCAGGCUGGCGGCCCUCACACGGCCUAGUGCCUGUCAUGCCCUUGGCCAGCACGGGGGUUAGGAGUCGUUUCUACUCUUCUGACUCCUAGUGGAAGCAUUUUG
This is a messenger RNA of Ochotona princeps (American pika), 1496 nucleotides long. RefSeq names its product ABO, alpha 1-3-N-acetylgalactosaminyltransferase and alpha 1-3-galactosyltransferase (gene ABO). Lineage: Eukaryota; Metazoa; Chordata; Mammalia; Lagomorpha; Ochotonidae. Gene Ontology annotation, molecular function: glycoprotein-fucosylgalactoside alpha-N-acetylgalactosaminyltransferase activity. Gene Ontology annotation, biological process: carbohydrate metabolic process. The record is from RefSeq and is a predicted model, not a curated record. The coding region runs from base 252 to 1301 and encodes 349 amino acids. The transcript has 7 exons. Gene Ontology annotation, cellular component: Golgi apparatus; membrane; vesicle.